This is a messenger RNA of Rotaria socialis, 1065 nucleotides long. The record is from the annotation of a GenBank genome assembly. NCBI's taxonomy places the organism in Eukaryota, Metazoa, Rotifera, Eurotatoria, Philodinida, Philodinidae.
AUGGAAACAAGUUCUUCGUCGACAAAUUCAUCAACUCGAUCGAAAAAAUUACCACCACCGCCAUUAUGUUUGCCCGCUUCAAAAGAGGAAGAAAAUACGUUGAAUUCUAAUAAAAAACGUGAACAAAAAAAAUCGACAAAUCAUUGUUGUCUAUCUUCAUCAGUAGAAGAUUGCCCACAUAAAUCUAUUCCUUAUAUUCUUCCUGCUAGUCAACGGCCACAAAUUCUUGACACAUUAAUGGCUUCUUCAUCUGUAUUAUUAGUUCCGCCACCAUCAGAAUCAAAGCAUAAAAAAUUUCAUAAUAUCGCUUAUACAAAUCGAUUGAAUCUACUCAAGCAACGUCAAUCAUCAUCAAAAGUGAUAAUUGAUGAUACUGAAUGGAUUGAUUGCAUACGUUUAAUUGUACAUAAACCAUUAGAACGUGAGCUUAAAUCAUUACUUGAUAAGUAUAAAAUGACAUAUUUUGAUCGAGUUAAUGCACCGAAUACAACCGACGAUACUAUUCGUUCUUGCUUAUCUACUAUGAUUUCUGAGGCUUUAACUACAUACUCACCCGCUCCAAUAUUAUCAACGCGAACAGUGGAUGAUUUAGCAAGAAAUGUUUCGUCUCCUGUUCAAGCGACAACUAUAACAAAUAAUGGAAAUGCGAAACGGAAACGAAAAAAUAUUAGCAAUAGCUUCUCUACAUCAACACCAGUUUCAAUAAAUAGUCAAACAAAAUUUGUUAUUAGCCACAUUGUACCUGGUAAAUAUGAUACUCACAGUAAUGGUAAUAAAAUGACAAAUCAACAACAACAACAAAAACAAUUUCAAAAGAAAUAUAGUCAUCUGUUCAAACACAUACCGGAUACAGAAGAGCAAGAAUAUCUCACGCGUGAAGGUAAUUGGAAAAAUGUAUCAAUUUCUUCUUCUCGUCUGUUGAACAAUAAUAAUAUUUGUUUAAUGUUAUAUGAUGAAGUUAUCAAUUAUAUGGAUGAAUAUGACCUUGAAUUGAGUGGAAUAUCUCUUGAAGAUUCAUUUACACUACCAGAAACAAUUCUUGCACAUAUAAAUUCAUCUACGUAA